AUGAAACCUGUUUCUCAACAAACUCGCGACAGCAUCGCCUCGCUCGUCGACCAUGGCCUCUCGACGCGUCGAAUUGCGGCCCAGCUUGGCAUAAGCUAUACCACCGUAUCCCAGGUGCGUUCUCGAGUCAGACCCGACGCAUCAAAGAGCAAUGAUGGGCGUCCAUCCAAGCUUUCCGCCGCCGACAAGCGCAAAGACAUCGGGAUGGUGACAUCGGGUCAGGUUGACACAGCAGUGCAAGCGACGAGGCAGCUCAAAAGCAGCACCUCGGCAGAAUGCAGUGCCAAAACUAUUUAUUCCAAGUUGUAUUCUCUUCGUUUCGCGGCCUCACCCGACUCUUCACCUUUUCGGAGCCGAUGUCAGCAAGGGGACGGUAAACUUCCCGGUCGGUCGGCUCUGCUCCCGGUCUCGGCGAAGCCGUCGACGGUCCGACCGACAAAGUUCCGCGAGAACUCGGUCGUUCCCAGCAUGCUCGAGAGUGGCCCCACUUAUGCGAAGCCACAACUGCAGUCAGUCGUUCCGCCGAAGUUACUGAGUUUCCUCGUCGUGUUGUGCCCGCUCGAGACCGCACUGGCGUUGGACAUCAGACAGACGAUCUUCACCGUCAUCGACGGCGUGAACGCCACGAUCGCGAAUCCCCUCGCGAGCAUCACCGGCUGGAACGCCGUCGCCUGCGCGGAUGCCUGCCUCAGGAACGCGAACUGCCGGGUGUUUUCUCUCGAGACUCGGCCCAGCACCACGGUCUGCCAGCUGGGAAGCAAUGUUUCCGCCGUCUCGACAAAUCCCGCCGGCAUGUCUGCUUCCCUCUUUGUUGACCAGAACCUCAUCCCACCCGAUUACGCCUUCGCGAUGAUCACGACAAAGAUCCAUUUUCUCAAGAAUUUGGCCGCAAGUAUGAAUUUUCCAACCGGGGUGGCCGCUUGCCAGCCCGACAAGGCCAACCUCGUCCAGGACGACAAAGGAGUCGCAUGGCACAACUUCCUCCUGCAAUACGCUACGUCGAAAAUCGGACCGACGAGCAACUUCUGGGUGGGGGGCAACGACCUCGACGGCAACCACGUCUAUUACUGGAACGACGGGACCCCCGUGUCGGGUCAGACCUUCUGGUAUCCCGGGCAGCCGUCCUUCAAUUUCAACGGGAUCCCGGAGCAAUGCAUGGAGCUUCGUUGGACUCUCCCUUGGGCGACCAGCACGUUCAUCGACCAGUGGAACGACGCCAGAUGCUCGGAUGUGAAGGCCGUGUUCUGCGAAUUCCGCUUGCCCUGA
Darwinula stevensoni is the source of this 1266-nucleotide messenger RNA. The record is from the annotation of a GenBank genome assembly. Lineage: Eukaryota; Metazoa; Arthropoda; Ostracoda; Podocopida; Darwinulidae.